UAUCUAUAAUUGCUCAAGCACAAAGUCGUUUAGCAGGACAAUCAAUAGAGAAAUUAUAUAAAUUAAUCCAAGAGGCUAGACGUAUUAUCGUCAUGGAUAAUGACCUCACUGAUCUUAACAUUGAAUGGAUUAAGACCCUUCGUAAGAAUAUACCUUUUUCUAUUAUUCAUAAUACUUAUCAGCCUCAGAAAGGCAAGAUGUUCCGCUUGGCUCCUAAUAAAGAAAUAGUAUUAGCUGAACUUUGGGAUUGGGCUAAGCAGAUGAUUUCAUUACCUUUUGAGUCUCGGAAAAGUGCUUCACUUAUUUGCCAUCUCAGAAAAGAUGUACAAGGGAUUAUUCGUGCUCUUAAGACUGAUUUUCCAGAACUACGAAUUAAGGAAUAUCACGGCAAAUCUGAUCCAGUAGAAAAGGCUCAUGAUUUUAGUAAUGUCGAAGAAGCAUGGAAAGAUAUAGACCUAGUUGCCUAUACUAGCACUCUAAAAAUAGGAGUAUCUUGCAUUAAUCCCAAGUUCGAACGGGGGUUCUGCAUCUUUAACAGUUAUAUAGAAACGAAUGCUGGGACGAAUCAGAUGUUAUUUCACAUGCGAUGCAUCAAAGACUAUAUAUGUCAUAUCGAACAAAGAUCGUCUAAUAUUCCCAUUACAGAGAAAGGAUUAUUCCAAUGGUUGUUGAAUGCCAAACGAGAAUGUCUUCCCCGAGAACUUCAGAAUAGAGGAAUUUUUCCAGAUGUAGAUUCUAUUAUCCGGAAUAAAGACAUGCCAACUAUUCGAUUGUGGGUAGCAUAUAUGUUGGAAAAAUUCCGUUCCUGGCGCUUGUUUGGUUGGAGGAUGGUUGAUUUUCUCCGAAAGGCAGGUAUGAAAAUUUCUAUCAUAGAAUUCAUUCCUAAACCUGAAGAUAUUACGACAUCGCUAUCCCAAAUAGUGAAGGCAAGUUCUUCUAUCGUUAAAGCAGAGGAAAUAGCAGAUGUUUCUAAUGCUACUAUUGUCGAUC
Funneliformis geosporum is the source of this 990-nucleotide messenger RNA. The record is from the annotation of a GenBank genome assembly. Lineage: Eukaryota; Fungi; Glomeromycota; Glomeromycetes; Glomerales; Glomeraceae.